This is a messenger RNA of Drosophila grimshawi, 4498 nucleotides long. RefSeq lists its product as uncharacterized. Gene Ontology annotation, biological process: proteolysis. NCBI's taxonomy places the organism in Eukaryota, Metazoa, Arthropoda, Insecta, Diptera, Drosophilidae. The transcript is spliced from 13 exons. The coding region runs from base 231 to 4268 and encodes 1345 amino acids. Gene Ontology annotation, molecular function: serine-type endopeptidase activity; protein binding. Gene Ontology annotation, cellular component: membrane. The record is from RefSeq and is a predicted model, not a curated record.
UCGUCGUUUAUCGGAACGGCCGAAAGUAAUUGGUAAUUAGAAAUGUUGUGGCCAAAACGCUGACAGUGCGCCCUCGACUGGCCAAAGUCCUAGACGGUCCUCUCUCUCUCUCUCUAUCUCUCUCCUCCCGUCUCGCGUCUCGAGAGGCACAAAGAAUUCUGCCGGCCAAAGUCUUCUUAUCGCGCUACGUACGGAAGCUUUCGAUUUCGCUUAAUGACGCUGAUUAAAACAUGAACGCACUCGAUAUGAAUAAGCAAUUUCUGAGCGUCUCACAGGAUCCGCACUCGAGCGAUGCCCUGCGCAAUCGAACACGCUCGGAACGUGCCUCUAGUUUGGCUCUGCCACUCAACUCACUGCUAGACUUUUACGACAAGCAACAGGAGCAAUGCAAAUCGGUUACUUUGCUGCCCCUGCCCAGUUGCAACAGCAGCAGCAGCCCCAGCAGCAUUGUGCGUCGUCACUCAUCCCACUAUUAUCCCAUGCUCGAGGAUAAGCAGAAGCCAACACAGUUGCCCCAACAAGUUGCAACCGAAUUGCUGGUAAACAUGGCGGAUCAGAAAUAUUGCAAGUCAGGUGCACUGUCGGGAGCCAAGCAUCCGCAGCUGGUGCGUGUGGACACGCCAGUGACGCCACCGCCACCAAUACCACGUCGCCUGAUGCGGACUAAUCGCGCCUGGCAGAAUAGUCCAGACAUCAUGGGUCACGAGGGUGUCGUCUCUGGCAGUGUGUUUGUUUAUCCGCAACCGGGCAGCACCACCCUGAGCAUGGAGGUCAAUCAUGGGGGCCAAUCGGCGCUGCUUGUUGAUUUGGCUGCACGUUCCACAUAUGCGGAUGCCGAUGGCAUAUCGGAUGACGACCGCAUGAGUUUGGAGAAUUCCGUUUUCGAUGAGUCACUGACCUCGACGCCCGUCAAGGUCGCCAGCGCCGCUGCCGCCGCCGCCCGCUAUGCCAUGGCUGGCCAGGUGGCCAAGCGUGCCCAGCGCUCCUCCAACAGCACCGUAGACUCGGCAUACUACAGUGGCGGGCAUAGCGAACGCUUUGCCAGCAGCAGCUCGACCAGUGUUGAUUUUCGCAGUCGCUUCUCCUCGGUGGACACACAAUCAUCGCUGGACGAUAAACCUCUGCUCGGCAGCUCCAUUGAUUCCCCGAAGGACAAUUGCCGAUUGGAGCGUGCGGCCUUGAACGAUGUAAUGCACAAGCUAAAUAACAAUCUCUAUGCCAGCACCAACAACAACAUCAACAUACACAACAAUAAUAACAAUAAAUUGCCCACGGUGCCGGCACGCAAGUUGCCCACGGUGCCAUCGAAGCUGCCGCCGCCAACCAAAAGCAACUCGUCCAAUUCCAGCGAGAGUAGCAAGGAGCCAAGCAGCAGCAGCAGUGUCUCUGCCUCCGCUUCCACAUCGUCGGCUGAUAGUGGCUCGAGCACCAUUUCCAGUGCCAUCAUCUCAUCCAGUUCGACAUCGCUGAAACGUCCAGGACCGCCAGAGCCGCCAAUGCGCAAUCAACUCAGCUCGUUUGAGUGCAUGGACAAUGUGGCCAAGGUGCAUAGCACAGUGGCAGCUGCACCACUGCCACCACCGUUGACCGUGCGCAAUAAGUUGCAACGCAACAAGCCGCCGCCCAUUGUCUAUCCCAAGUUGCAGCAACGUCAGGAUUCGACCCUAUCCAGCGAUAGCUACUCCAUCAGUUCCAGUCCUGGCUACAAUUCCAAGCUGAUGGAGACACCGCUUUUGGCAUCCACGCAAGCCACACGCAAGACCCAGUCAUCCAGCGUGGUGGUGCAGCAGCGGCAGCCAUUGAUGGACUUGGCACCGCAGAGAUUUGGCGGUAAUCAGGCGAUGCCGUUGCGCAGCAAGUUGAACUUUCGCCAGGACUCGAACAUAUCCAGCGAUAGCUUCAGUCAGACCUCCAGUCCCGGCUACAAUUCUAAGCUGAUGGAAGCACCUCUGCUGCCCGCAUUGUCCGCCAAGCGGCUGUGCAGCGCUCCAGCGCCGAUUGUCUGUCGGCAGGGUGUGCUCCCAGAGCCUAUCGAGGAACUGGAACCGACGCCGACGCUGUCGCCGAUGAACAAGUGCUCAAGUGCCACGCCCAGCAGCCUACAAACAAUUGUGCGCUUCCAGAAUGGAGCACCACACACCAUGUACUUGCAGCAUCAGAACAUCAAUCGUCGCAAGAGCUCCAAUCCGUACAUUACCAAUGGCCGCUUGAAGUUUCGACUGUUUCAGAUACUGAUCAAUGCGUUUGCCUUGCUGGCCAUUGCUGGCGGCUUGGCUGCGUAUUUUAAUGCCUAUCCGACCGUUAAGUAUGUGAACAAGACAAUUAUCAAUACCAUCCAUGUGGAGGAUACAUCGAGCGAUGGCAAGAAUCCGUCACCGGGCAACUGUCUGCCCAUCAUUGUCAAGUUAUGCCAAGGGCCGCAGAUACCCUACAACUAUACGACAGUGCCCACCUACAUUGGGCACUUUCGGCAGCAGGAUGUGCAAGUGGAUCUCGAACCCUUUGAGGCACUGGUGGAAGUACGCUGCUAUGAGCUAGUCUCACUCUUCCUUUGCUCGCUCUUUGUGCCGAAGUGCAGUAAAACUGGCCAUUCGAUACCGCCCUGUAAAACGCUCUGCACGGAGACGAUGCGUCGUUGUGGCUUCUUCUUUGAUGUUUUUGGCUUGAGUCUGCCCGAGUAUUUGAACUGCAAGCUCUUCCAGGACUCUGCCAGCGCCGAGGACUGUGUGGGUUUGGAUGAGGUGCGUGAUGUCAUGAUUUCAUCGGCGAAUCCCAAAUGCGAUGGCUUCCAAUGCGACACGAAUCGCUGCCUCCCCAGAGAAUAUGUCUGCGAUGGCCAUUUGGAUUGCAUAGAUCACAAGGACGAGCUCAACUGUCCACGCUGCCAGGAGGGCGAGAUUUACUGUGGCGACGAUCGUUGCUUUAGCAACGAACGCGCCUGCGAUGGUGUCAUCGAUUGCCCCUACGGCCAGGAUGAGCGCAAUUGUUUGCGUCUAAGCGAACGCAAUGGCGAUGUUGGCUCUGGUGUCUUGGAAGUGUAUCGCAUCAAUAAGCAUCAAUGGAUGCCCGCCUGUGUGAAGAAUUGGGAUCGUGCCGUUUCGCCCAGUGCCGUUUGUUCCAUUCUGGGUUACUCGGCGGUGAAUGCCACCAGUGUGGUUACUCAGCGCACACAUCGUCCACUGCUCGCAUCGGUUAAUGUCUCCACAGAUAUUUGGAAGUUAUAUGCAAAGCGACGAUCCACGCUGAUGCAGGAGUUCGCCAAUUGUAGGCAGUCGGAGGAUUAUCCCAUUGCGGAGCUAACCUGCUCCAAUUUCGAGUGCGGCAAGGUGAAGCGUGGCCGGCACAAGCCCUCCAGACGCAUCAUUGGCGGCUCUCAGGCAAAUCCCGGCAAUUGGCCAUUCCUGGCAGCGAUCUUAGGUGGACCCGAGAAGAUAUUCUAUUGUGCUGGUGUUCUAAUAUCCGAUCAAUGGGUACUCACCGCCUCCCACUGUGUGGGCAAUCAUACGAUUAUCAAUCUGGAGGAUUGGACCAUACAACUGGGUGUUACGCGUCGCAAUUCGUUUACCUAUUCGGGUCAGAAGGUCAAAGUCAAGACGGUCAUUCCACAUGCCCAAUAUAAUACGGCCAUUGCGCACGACAAUGAUAUAGCACUCUUUCAGCUUGCCCAGCGUGUUGCAUUCCACGAGCAUCUGCUGCCCGUAUGUCUGCCACCGCCGAGCAUCAAGAGUCUGCGAGCCGAGCAGCUCUGCACUGUCAUUGGCUGGGGCAAGCGCGAGAAUAAGGAUCCCAGAACACCGUAUGAGUUUAUCGUGAAUGAGGUGCAGGUGCCGAUUAUAACACGAAGCCAAUGUGACCAAUGGCUGGAAAACUUGACUAUAUCCGAGGGCAUGGUCUGUGCGGGCUUCGACGAUGGCGGCAAGGAUGCCUGUCAGGGCGAUUCGGGUGGACCUUUGCUCUGUCCGUAUCCGGGCGAGAAGGAUCGUUGGUUUGUCGGCGGCAUUGUCUCGUGGGGCAUUAUGUGCGCUCAUCCCAAGCUGCCUGGUGUCUAUGCCAAUGUCAUCAAGUAUGUGCCCUGGAUCCAUGAGCAAAUCCAAAAACAUUCGCGACCCGCUUACGAGGAACCAGUGCCCAAAUACGAUCUACAUCCGGGCGGGCCCGAUAUACUAUCGAAAAUGUCCGCCGGACCGGUGAGAAAGCGUAAGCCCUAUAAUUAUCAUAAUGGCAAGCCCAAGGGCAUUGACUUCUACGACAGUGAGGAGCGUAAGUAAGCUGCCGUCUAUAUAGGCCAGGCACUCCUCCAUCCCCUCCCCGUAAAUGUAAUCCUACAUACAGAUUCAGAUGUAUGUAUGUAUAACUAGCUUAUAUAGUGAACAAAUGACGAAUGAUCAAAUUUGAAUACAGCAUAUCCUUGAAACGUUUGCACAAAGUACAAAGCAAUACUGUUGUUGUACUCAAUACACACAAGAAACACACACACACACAACCAUUGAUAAUAAUA